CAUAUAUACCAUCACAGCUGACAAUGCAAAGCUCACUCUCGUAAUGUACAUUACAAGCUUCGGAAAUAUUUUCUUAUUUUAUUUGGCAUCUGUGACUAGUGAAGAAAUCGUUUCAUAGCGACUCAUUUAAAAUGGCCUUAUUAACGCUAUACUGGAGUCUGGAUGGCAUCCUCAUCCUUUCGACUCUGAUGGUUGCCGCUUAUCUCUACAUGACUCGUAAAUUCAACUACUGGUCGAAACGAGGAAUCACACAGCUUGCACCUACGCCUUUCGUAGGCAACAUCAUGGACUGCCUUCUGUCAAGAAAAUCAGCCUCGGAAUUUCUCAAGGACGUAUACGAUAACGGCAAAGGCUUGCCUUUGAUGGGAUUCUACGCCUUCGACAACCCUCACUUGUUAAUUCGCGAUCCAGAACUCGCGAAGCACGUGCUAGUGAAAGACUUCGAUUAUUUCCCUGAUAGAUACGCGACUGCAGAUGAGAAAGAUGAUCGUAUUGGAUACGCAAAUAUGAUACUGAUGAGAAAUCCAGGAUGGAAAUCUUUCAGGCCAAAGAUGACGCCGAUUUUUACCCCGGGAAAGCAGAAGAUAAUGUUCGAUUUAAUUUUGGCGGUCGCAGACGAUCUUGGAAUGUAUCUCGAUUCGUUGCAUUUGGAGGGCGAUGGAAAAGUAAUCGAGUUCAAGGAUAUUUGCGGGAAUUUCAUCACCGAUAUGAUCGGUAGCACUGCGUUUGGUUUAAAAGUAGGUGCGAUAAAGAAUCCAAAAACACCGUUCCGUGAAUAUGGCAGGAAGAUCUUCCAUUCUAAUUUCUAUCGUAACAUUGAGUCACAUAUCAUAUCCUUCUCGCCUCAGUUAGUCAAGUGUCUUAAGCCGAAGUUACUUAGCAAAAACGUAACUAACUUCUUCGAAUCUGUUUUCUGGGAUGUGAUUGAACAACGAGUCGAUUCCGGUCAGAAGAAGAAUGACCUCGUCGAUGUGCUAAUCGAGAUCAGGAAAACAUACAAGAACGACGAACAUUUGAAGGAUUACAAAUUCGACGGUGACGAUUUAGUGGCACAAGCGAUCAUGUUUCUUAUUGCUGGUACUGAAACAUCUUCUACAGCCAUUUCUUUCACACUGCACGAACUUGCAAUGAACCCAGAUAUACAGAAGACACUUAGGGCAGAGAUUCGCGAUGCUCUGGCGAAAACUGAUGGCAAAAUCACAUACGAUAUGAUUAUGACGUUACCAUACCUCGAUAUGGUAAUUUCUGAAACUCUUCGUAAAUAUCCAUCUGCAGCACACUUGGAUCGAGUUACCGUUGCCGAUUACAAAGUGCCUAAUUCCGAUCUGGUGAUAGAGAAAGGCACCGGAAUAUUCAUUUCGAUAAUGGGUUUACACUACGAUCCGCGGUACUUCCCGAAUCCGGAAAAAUACGAUCCACUCCGAUUUACCGAGGAAGCCAAAAGUACCAGGCCAAGUUUCGCCUAUUUGCCCUUUGGUGGGGGACCCCGCGGCUGCAUUGGUAUGCGAUUGGGACUCAUGCAAUCCAAACUUGGAAUCGUACAGAUUUUGAAGGACUACGAAGUUUCACCUUGUGAGAAAACCAAAACUUCAGUGGUCCUAGAUCCCAAAGGAGUCAUCACGAAAGCUUUAGGAGGAGUACAUCUCAACAUUCGAAAGAUUACCACUGCUGCUGAUUAGACGAAGCUAAAGUUUUACGAAUCGCGUUAUGCAUACCGAUUUUUUGCUUUGUUUGUGAUAAGUUAGAUGUAUUUUAUUAGCGAAUCGGUGAAGUUCAACAAGUAACAUCUUCAUUUCUUUAGAUAUUAAGUACAUUUUAUAAUCGUAAUCCUAAAUGCCCGAAAAUUGUAAUUUCAAAUAUCUGAAAAUAAUUAGAUUUAUUU
Bombus impatiens (common eastern bumble bee) is the source of this 1882-nucleotide messenger RNA. Its product is annotated as cytochrome P450 6k1-like. NCBI's taxonomy places the organism in Eukaryota, Metazoa, Arthropoda, Insecta, Hymenoptera, Apidae. Bases 132 to 1679 code for a protein of 515 amino acids. Gene Ontology annotation, molecular function: iron ion binding; oxidoreductase activity, acting on paired donors, with incorporation or reduction of molecular oxygen; heme binding. The transcript is spliced from 6 exons. The record is from RefSeq and is a predicted model, not a curated record.